Messenger RNA from Ahaetulla prasina, 5668 nucleotides. RefSeq names its product telomerase reverse transcriptase (gene TERT). The coding region runs from base 610 to 4548 and encodes 1312 amino acids. Lineage: Eukaryota; Metazoa; Chordata; Lepidosauria; Squamata; Colubridae. Gene Ontology annotation, molecular function: telomeric repeat DNA binding; telomerase RNA binding. The transcript is spliced from 17 exons. Gene Ontology annotation, cellular component: telomerase catalytic core complex. Gene Ontology annotation, biological process: telomere maintenance via telomerase. The record is from RefSeq and is a predicted model, not a curated record.
UGACGUUUGGUGUCCUCUGAAAAAAAUUCCUAAUUCUUUGAAGUUGAUGAAAGCUGUGAUUCUGCUAGGUCACAGUGCAAAAGAAGUGAGAAAUAUUUUGUUUUGCAUGUACCUACAUUUUAUAGCCAGUUAAAUUUGAUUGAAACUUACCUGCCUAGAAACUACUCAAAUAAUUGUUUUAAAUAAGCAGAAUAUAUAACACAAUCUCCAAUUAAUUCACUAUUACUCCACAGUCCUGGAAAAGUACAAUUAAGAUAUUAGACUCCGUACCCAGAUUCCCAGAUAGAAAUUUGUUGGACGUUGGGUCAUUUCUGAGUUAUCACUAAAUAUGAAUCAUGGCACUAUUUAUUUUGCUUUCUUUUGAAUCUAAGCAGCCAUCUUACACCCACUCACACUGUGUAGCCUCCACUACCUUUCUCUUCUCAACAACGAUCAAAGAAUAUCGGGUUUCGGGCAGAAACUUUGCCAGAUAUCUUGUUUGCUGGUCCUGUUUGGCACGUGCUUGGCGAAUCCACCGAUCUCGUCCUCCAGAUUGCUUUGAACAAACUUAAAACCCUCACUAAGAAUAUUUCACUACAGCCUCCGUGCAUCGCUUCUUUCGGUGCCUGCAUGGACCGAUCCCGGCGAUGGAGAGCUGUGCGGGAGUUGCUGUGCAGCUUUUACGCGGAAGUGCUGCCGCUGGAAGUCUUUGUGCGGCACUUGCAGAUGCGAACUCUUGCAAAGGACCAACCGCAGCCUCUUGUGCAGGACGGGGAUCCCGGGAGCUACUGUACCCUGGUCGCCCAGUGCCUCGUGGGGCGGCUGGCUGCGUGCAAGGCCCUCCCUGCCUAUUUCGGCGUCCAGCAGGUUUCCUGUCAGGAUGAUGUCCUUACACGGAUCAUUCAGAGAAUUUGUCAAAAGAAGAAAAAGAAUGUGUUGACAUUUGGUUAUACCCUAUUGAAUGAAAAUAAUUACCAGUUGCCCUGUAUGCCAAAUAUUGGUAGCUAUAUGCCUAACCAUUCAACAGAAACUAUUCGACAGAAUGUGCUCUGGGAGAUCAUUCUAAACAGAGUUGGGGAUGACAUUAUGAUGUAUAUAUUAGAGCAUUGUGCUCUCUUUCUCCUUGUGCCUCCUAAUUGCUGUUACCAAAUUUGUGGAGAGCCCAUCUAUGAGCUUGCUUCAAGAAAUGUAACACGGCCUCCAAAAUUUAUUAGACAGAGGAUUCAUGGCCCUUCGCCUUGUAUCCUAACAACUUACCUCCGUAAAAGGUUUCAGUCUUGUAGGUGGUAUCCCAGAAAAACAAAGUGGAAGAAAUGGAAUUCUGAAAGGCAGAAAUGGAAUGAACCACAGCAACACAACAGUCAGCGGUCUUCAGUAGCUCAAAAUGCUUCUGGCCAAACCCCUACAAAGAAAAAGCAAUUUAUGAGAACCGGUGAGCACAUAGAAAAGCAACAAAAGCCCUCUCUUAACCCAUCAUUAAGAACACAGUGUUUAAAAAGAAAGUGGACAGGCCAGUGUGAUAUUAAUGCCAAGAAAAUAAAAAUAAUGAUAAAGGAGGACAAUAUAGAAAAUAACUCAAGAAACCCAGAUUCUAGAAAAAAACAAAAUCAGUUGAUUUUAGAUUCUGAUAAACCUGAGACUUCUAGAAUAUGUAUACAAUCGUGUUCAAAAGGAUUAACUCUUAUGAACUCAGUUCCUCAGAAUGGUGGAGUACAAAUAUCUGAGGUAACUAGUGCAGCUAAUGACAAUCAAGGGGCUUUAGUGUGUGAAAAGCAAGAUAGUAUAAGUAAAACAUUUUGUGAAUCCAAUCUGCAACCAACAUGCAAUGCUAAACUGCCAAAGCUGGUAACUAGAACCUCUGAUAUUAGUUCUGUGCGGCUGGGGCUUGCAAAAACGGUUUUACCAGAAAAAGAUCUUGGAAUUUGCUCAUCUAAAUCUGUCGGGAAAUCUUACAAUAGCAUUUCUGUAGUGCAUAUUGAGAGACAUUCUCUCUUAUAUUCUUACCAGCGUUUGAAAGAGUGUUUACCUAAGUCGUUUGUGUUAAAUCACUUGAAGGGCCAUCCAGCAGGAGGACAACGCUUAGUAGAACAAGUGUUCUUCAGCAGUAAGAUUCUGAAGCAGCCUGGCAGUUCUAGCGUUCAAAGUGGUCCCAAGAAAAAGAAGAGGCUUCCAAAACGCUAUUGGCAGAUGAGAAGUGUGUUCCAAGAACUCUUACGGAACCAUGCAAAGUGUCCUUAUCAAACAAUAUUAAAAAAGAAUUGUCCCAUUUCAGUUUCUGAACCAGAUACGAUAAGCCUAGGAGAGCAGAGUUGCAAACAAACUGGUCACCAAGCAGAGGAAAUUUCAUCAAAGAGGCAGCAGGAUAAUCCAGUAGAAGGUUGCAUCGCAAGCAGGUCAGGUGCCUUGAACCCAUUUUCAGAAAUGGGGGCUUCAAGCAGACGCUCUGAAAGAACCGAAUUAUCUAGAAAAAAAGAUAAGGAGCAGGUCUUCCAAGAUUCCUCCAGUUCUGAUUUCAUAGCGUUGCUGAAGCAAUAUAGCAGUCACUGGCAAGUAUAUACUUUUGUGAGGGGAUGCUUAGAGAGAGUGGUGCCUCCUGCGCUUUGGGGUUCGAACCACAACAAGUGCCGUUUCUACAGAAAUGUGAAGAAGUUUAUCUCCUUGGGGAAGUUUGCCAUGUUUUCUUUGGAGGAAUUGACAUGGAAAAUGAGGGUCAGUGAUUGUGCUUGGCUUCGUCUCAGCAAAGAAAGUGGCCAUUCUGUUCCUGCCUCUGAACAUCGCUUUCGGGAAGAGCUGAUGUCUAAAUUCCUGUACUGGUUGAUGGGCUGCUAUGUUUCAGAGCUCCUCCGAUCUUUCUUCUAUAUCACAGAGACAGCAUUUCAAAAAAAUUUACUUUUUUACUUCCGAAAGACUGUUUGGAGCAAACUACAGAGCAUUGGAAUCAGGAGCCAUCUAGCCAAAGUGCAGCUUCAUCCUUUAUUAAAGGAAGAUAUUGAACAUUUGCAGCACAGAAACUGUGUCCCCCUGGCAUCAAAACUCCGAUUCAUCCCCAAACCAAAUGGGUUGAGACCAGUAGUCAAGCUGCAUGAUGUGGUCGGAGCAGAAACAUUUUGCAGAAACAGCAGAGACAAACAGGCCCAACAUUUCAAUAUGCGGCUUAAAAAUGUAUUUAGUGUUCUUAAUUAUGAACGACUGAAGAACCCUAUUUUACUUGGCUCAACUGUGUUUGGAAAAGAUGACAUUUACAUAACGUGGAAGAAGUUCAUUUCAAAGGUUUUGGAAUCGUAUGCUGAAAUGCCUAAAUUCUACUUUGUGAAGGCUGAUGUCACAGGUGCUUACGACACUCUUCCCCAUGAUAAACUGGUAGAAGUGAUUUUACAGGCUCUUGCACCCGAGAGGAACACCACUUACAGCAUACGACGCUAUGCAGCAAUCAUGAGGACUGGAAAUGGAUGUAUAAAGAAAUAUUACAGAAGACAUGUCUCAACUUACAAUGAGUUUAUAGAUGGAAUGAAACAGUUUGUAUCUCACCUUCAACAGAACACUUCGCUGAGAAAUGCUAUAAUCGUUGAACAGAGUGUUUUUCUGAAGGAAAGCAGUUCUAGCCUCCGUGAGUUUUUCUUGCAAUUGAUCCAUAAUAAUAUCCUGAAGAUUAAGGACAGGUACUAUGUGCAGCGCUGUGGAAUUCCCCAGGGCUCCAUUUUAUCAACUCUGCUUUGCAACCUCUGCUAUGGAGACAUGGAGAAUAAGUUACUGCGCAAUGUGCAAAAGGACGGAGUACUGAUGCGUUUAACGGAUGAUUUUCUGCUUGUUACACCUCAUUUAGAACAAGCAAAAACAUUUCUGAGGACUCUAGCCAAAGGCAUUCCAGAGUAUGGCUUUGUUAUAAAUCCAUCUAAGACUGUGGUGAAUUUUCCAGUGGAUGAAAAUGUUCCAGGUUGCUUGGAGUUCAAACAAUUACCAGCUCAUUGUGUUAUCCCAUGGUGUGGAUUAUUAAUUAAUACACAGACUCUUGAAAUUUACUGCGAUUACUCCAGUUAUGCUUAUACAACUAUCAGGUCUAGCCUGACUUUCAACUCUACUAGAAAAGCUGGUGUGAACAUGAGAAACAAAUUGCUUGCAGUCUUGCAGCUAAAAUGUCAUCCUUUAUUUAUAGAUUUACAGAUCAAUAGCCUUAGGACAGUAUGCAUUAAUAUUUACAAGAUACUACUUCUGCAGGCCUACAGAUUUCAUGCCUGUAUUCUCCAGCUCCCAUUUCAUCACCACAUCAAAAAUAACCCACGUUUCUUCCUGACAAUCAUCUCCGAUAGUGCUUCAUGCAGCUUCUCUGUUCUAAAAGCUAAAAAUGCAGGUAGUUCAGUUCCACUGUCUUACAAAGCAGUUCAGUGGCUCUCCUACCAUGCCUUCAGCACUAAAUUGGCAAAUCACAAGGUGAUUUACAAGUGUCUUCUUGGACCUCUCAGACAGUGUAAAUUACAAUUGACUCGGCAAAUUCCAAAAACUACCAUGCAACUGCUUAUUGAAGUAAUACAGCCAUCAUUAUAUGAAGAUUUCAAAGCCAUCUUGGAUUAGCUCUAUAAAGCAACUUUCUUCUUCAAAUUUGCCUUCCAUUUGCUUAAUUUGUCUGCCCACUUGAGAUAUUUUUUUUUCUACCAGGAGCUGUAUUAAGGUGUUUUUUUUUUAAAGCUUUGCCUUGUUUCUUUUAGUGAAACUUGCAAUGUGAUUAUUGGUGGUGAACUGUAAAAUAUUUGCCCCACCUUUUGGAAAGAAAGCUCAAAAUGAAUGUUCUUGAUAAGUGGUUCAAAGCAAGAACAUUACAUGAUAUUAUAGCACAAGGCUGUUAAACUCCCGGCCUGCAGGCCAGAUGUGUCACAAAUUGGCCAUGCCCACGCCUGGUUUAGCGAAGGGAGGAAAGUCCUGAUAUGUCACGUCAUGAUGACAUGAGUUUGACACCCCCGUUAUAGCACAACUGUUUAGACUAAAAGGUUGUAGGUUUAAUUUUGUGGAUUACUGAAAGAUUAAGACAAUUUUGGCAACAGUUUUUACAUCAUCACAAAGUAUGUUUUUCACAAAAUAAAAAAUAUAUCUAAUUGGAACUGGUGGGGUUUUUUUAAUAGGAGAAAAUUAAUGUAAUCUAAAUGUGGUGAGCCAGCUGUCUCUUCUGGUGUCAUGCCUAAAGUGUAAUGUAUGGUUGUCAAAAACUAUAUUCCAUCCUCUAAAUCUUGAUCAGAAGAAUGCUAAAUGUUAUAUAAUGAGCAUUAUCGAAACCAAGUUGCUUCCCUUAAAUUCUGAUGAAUCACCCUGCUGGAAUAUGCUAGAUAAAUCUGAGAUGAGGCUAUGCACUCAAGCAUACAGAUUCAAGAUUAAGCUGUAGUUUUAUUGCUGACAUUAAGACUAUAUAAGACUAUAUCAGCAAAAUCAUUAUCCCUUUUCUUUGUACACUGUUGACAUAAUAGGAAGCUCCGUUGUUAGGCUAACUGCUAAAGAAAUUGUAGAACUCUAUUGGUGUUUACUGUACCAUUCUUCAUAAUAAGUAGUCUUUAGGACUAAAUAAUCCUUGUCAAAGUAAUUGGUGUACUGUAGCUCUGGCUAGAUUGCCAUAUAAAAUUCAGUUCCAAUUCAUGCUCGUCUUUCCGCAAAUAAUAGAUAAUGUUCCCUGGAUAUAAGGAAGCUAGUUUGGGCAAAGGUUCAG